AUGGAUGUGGGCAACCUCAGCACAGUGACACAGUUUGUGCUCAUGGGGCUCUCCGACCUCCCCGAGGUGCGCUACCCUCUCUUCGUGGUCUUUGCCGUCAUCUACCAGAUCACCUUGGCAGGAAACGGGGCCAUUCUCUUGGCCCUUGGAAUGGAGCGAAAGCUGCACACUCCCAUGUAUUACCUUCUGGCAAAUUUGUCCCUCCUGGACAUCUUCUGCUCAUCGACCACCGUCCCCAAGAUGCUGCACAACCUCUUGAGCGGGGAGAACAGCAUUUCUUUCCUUGGGUGUGCAGUGCAACUCUACUUUCUGGUGGCCCUGAUGGGGACCGAAGUCUUCCUGCUGGCCGUCAUGGCUUAUGACCGCUACGUGGCCAUAUGCUUUCCUCUGCGUUAUGCUCUCAUCAUGACCCAGGUGCGCUGUGUCCAGCUGGUGUGUGGGACCUGGGCAGCUGGGUUCCUCAACUCUCUCCUGCACACUGUGUCCACCUUCCGCCUGUAUUUUUGCAAGUCCAACCUGGUCAACCAGUACUACUGUGACAUCCCACAGAUUGUGGCCCUCUCCUGCUCCUCCACAUUCAUGGCAGAGAUGCUUGCCUUAGUGAUAGGAGGCAUCUUUGGGACCAGCGCCUUCCUGACCACCCUAGUCUCUUACGUGUACAUCAUCUGCACCAUCCUCAGGAUCCAGUCAGCAGAAGGCAAGCGCAGAGCCUUCUCCACCUGUGCGUCCCACCUCCUGGUGGUCUGCCUCUUCUAUGGCACAGCCAUCUUCACCUACAUGCGCCGCUCCUCCAGCCAAGACUCCCUCUCCAGAGACAGACUUGUCUCUAUGCUCUACGGGGUGAUCACCCCGAUGCUAAACCCCCUCAUCUACAGCCUGAGAAACACAGAGGUCAAGGGAGCACUCAUGAGGGUCCUAUGUGGAGGAGCAUGUUCACGGCAAGCAGAGCAUUAG
Molecule: messenger RNA, 954 nt
Organism: Marmota flaviventris (yellow-bellied marmot)
Lineage: Eukaryota; Metazoa; Chordata; Mammalia; Rodentia; Sciuridae
Product: olfactory receptor 5V1-like
Biological process (GO): G protein-coupled receptor signaling pathway
Cellular component (GO): membrane
Molecular function (GO): G protein-coupled receptor activity; olfactory receptor activity
Source: RefSeq, a predicted model, not a curated record